AUGGCAGCUAAUCGCGUUUAUGAAGCAUGGAAAGGAAGUAAUAAAUUCCUGUUUGGAGGAAGGUUGAUAUUUGGGCCUGACGCAAAGUCACUGCUUAUCAGUUUGGUGCUGGUCAUAGUUCCAGUUAUCAUCUUUUGUGUAUUUGUAGCAAGGCAUCUUCGGCAUGAAUUUUCUUCAUAUAAUGCAGGAUAUGCUAUUUUGGUGGUGGCAGUUCUAUUCAAUAUUUAUGUGUUGAUACUUCUCUUUUUUACUUCUGCACGCGAUCCGGGCAUUAUUCCAAGGAAUUUACAUCCGCCGGAGGAAGAGUUCCGUUAUGAUUCGUCUGUUUCUAUUGACAUUGGGGGACGGCAGACACCAAGCCUUCAGUUCCCUCGAACAAAGGAGGUAAUGGUCAAUGGCCUUCCAGUAAGGGUGAAGUAUUGCGAUACCUGUAUGCUGUAUCGUCCUCCUCGUUGCUCACAUUGUUCCAUCUGCAACAAUUGUGUUCAACGUUUUGAUCAUCAUUGCCCUUGGGUUGGCCAAUGCAUUGGACUGAGGAACUAUCGUUACUUCUUUAUGUUUGUUUCUUCGGCAACUCUUCUAUGCAUCUAUGUCUUUUCGAUCUCAGCAUUUUACAUCAAGGUUCUGAUGGAUCAUAAUCAUGGGACAGUGUGGAAGGCAAUGAAAGAAUCCCCUGCAUCUGUUAUACUAAUGGCAUAUUGUUUCGUCGCUCUGUGGUUUGUUGGUGGACUAACUGGCUUUCAUUUGUACCUUAUUGGUACAAACCAGACCACCUAUGAAAACUUUCGGUACAGAGCAGAUAGCAGGGUCAAUGUUUACAAUCGAGGGUGUAUAAAUAAUUUUCUCGAAGUAUUUUGUACAAAAGUGCAGCCUUCAAAAAACAAUUUUCGAGCUUUUGUUCAAGAGGAGGUACAGAGGCCACCUCCUCAAGUCGUCACCCAGGAACCGGAAUCAGAUACAGGAGGAGAUCAUCGUUCUAAGGUUGAAGAUGAUCUAGACAUCGGUGAAGACCUAUUGAAGAUAUCACAGCGCCGGAACAUUGAAGGAUUUGAUGAAGAAAUUCGGAGUAGAGGGAGCAACGGACCUUACCAUAAUACUUCUGAAGGGGAUUCAGUUUUGGGCUCAGAUCGUCGAGCUCCAACAGUUCGAUCUGACGAAAGGCACUCAAGUCGGAGGAGAAGCGAAAGCUGGGAAAUUGCGCCAGAUGUACUUGCCAAUUCGAAUGUAACUGAAACUAGAAGCUAUGUUUCUUCGCGUCAUUGA
Vicia faba (fava bean) is the source of this 1263-nucleotide messenger RNA. Lineage: Eukaryota; Viridiplantae; Streptophyta; Magnoliopsida; Fabales; Fabaceae. The record is from the annotation of a GenBank genome assembly.